AUGGUCAAACAAUCGCAUGCCUUUACCUCAGUGCCAGGCCUGGGACUUGUUCCAUACUUGGAAGGACAAACAUUACCCGAAUUCAAAGAGGUUAAAGGACCGUCUUCGAACGUAAUUCCUGAGAUCGAGGAGAUUGAAGAAGGAUGCAAACUCACCUUUCCCUACAAAGAUGGGACACGCACCAUCCAGCUUCAGCGUAUUCUCUUUCGUUCCCAUGGUAUCAUCGAUCGAGCUACCAUCGUCGCGCGAGCGGUGUGUGCUUGUACUCACUGUGUUCCUAACCACUGCGACUGGAGCGGGAAGAAACUUGUCCUGAAGCUCAGCUUCCCUAGUGUCACCCGAGUCUCGGAGAAGGCUUUUAUGGACCGCUGCAAAGAACAAGCAAAAGGUGAACAUGCCUGGGUUCUCAACCACUUGCCCCAUAUCUACUGGACAUUUGAUAUUCCGUUCCAUGAACGUCGUCCGCAGGCUUAUUUCAAGGAGAGGUUCGGGGACGAUUGUAAUUACGAGAUGCGUCUUCUACGGGGGUCAAUACAGGAAGAAUUAGAACCACUCUCAAGCUUGAAGACUGCAUCGGAAUGUGCUCAAGUCUUCUAUGAUAUUGUACAAUGUCAUCACUGGGUUCACACUUAUCCUCAAAUACUUCAUCGGGACAUCAGCGACGGAAAUAUCAUGGUGCGCGUCAAAGAUGGGAAGAAAUAUGGAGUUUUGAAUGAUUGGGACCUCGCAAUAUGGCUGGAUGAGCGAGACGGAAAUUCGACCUCGCAAUUUCGAACUGGCACCCGUCCUUACAUGGCUCAUGAACAACACUCUCCUGAAUGGGAAGGCCCGCAUCGGUAUCGUCAUGAUAUGGAGUCUCUGUUUUAUGUGAUUCUUCUGCUCGCUACCCUUUUCUCCGACCCUAGUGAGAAGGAUCAUGAACAUUCUAAGAAAAGGCAUCCCUAUACACAGUGGUUUACCCAGGGUGAUGACUUUCUCCUUGACAAAAAAACCAGUAUCAUUUUCCGUACCUCAUGGCGACCCAAUCUAACGCACUUCUUCCGUGACUUCUUUCAUUGGCUGAAAAGACUUCAUAAUUCCUUGCAUGACGGCUUCCUCACAUUAGAUGCCCAUAUCAGCCGACAAAUUGACACACCGCAACAAAUAUUACUUUUCGAUGACGAUACUUUGGAGGGUCAUUUUUCAUACGAUAAAUUUGUUUUGAUUAUGCAUCGAUUCAGUGAAGAAGACCUUGCAACACAUGGUUCUGAAUGGCAGGGAAAAUUGCGGGAACUUCAGAAAAACGAGGAUGAGAGGAAGAAAUGA
Messenger RNA from Lentinula edodes (shiitake mushroom), 1305 nucleotides. RefSeq names its product kinase-like domain-containing protein. The transcript is spliced from 2 exons. Lineage: Eukaryota; Fungi; Basidiomycota; Agaricomycetes; Agaricales; Omphalotaceae. Gene Ontology annotation, molecular function: protein kinase activity; ATP binding. The coding region runs from base 1 to 1305 and encodes 434 amino acids. The record is from RefSeq and is a predicted model, not a curated record. Gene Ontology annotation, biological process: protein phosphorylation.